Molecule: messenger RNA, 816 nt
Organism: Candida tropicalis MYA-3404
Lineage: Eukaryota; Fungi; Ascomycota; Pichiomycetes; Serinales; Debaryomycetaceae
Exons: 1
Coding region: 1-816 (271 amino acids)
Source: RefSeq, a predicted model, not a curated record
AUGAAACAAAUUCUUGAAGAAAAAAUAACUACAUCUUCAUCAAUAUCGAAUAUUAAACAAGUUGACAAUUCAAUUAAUCAAAUCCUUUCAAAAUAUUCCAAUAAUUAUGAACAAUUAAAUAUAAAUCAAGCAAAAUCAUAUAUUAAAAAUGAAAAGAUUUUAAAUUAUAAUAAACAUGCCAAAGAUAUAUAUAAUUCAGAUCCAUGGAUUGGAAAAGAAUCAAAUUACGAUUCAAAUUUAAGAAUGAUUAUAGAUUCCAAACCUAAAGAAAAACCAAUACCUAUAAAUAUCAAACGUAAGAAACCUUCAAAUAAUGAAAAAUUAGCCAUAGCAAGAGAUAUUUCUCUUGAUUAUAAAAUUAACAAGAAAGAUAAUCAAGAUGAUGAUGAUGGAUUUAGAGAAAUGUAUAAAGAAAGAUUAUUAGGACCAUCAAUGUUAAUGAAUAAUAAUUUACAUUCAAUUGAUUUUGUUGAAAAUUUAGCAAGUAAUAAAAUUAAUUCAGUUAUAAAUCAAAAAACUGGGAAAUUUAAAGAUAAAGAAAUGAAUAAAAUUCGAGGUAAACCAUUAAAUAAAGAACAUUUAAAAAAUUGUAAUGAUUCAAAUUAUUUUAUGAAUCAAAUUUUAAAAAAUCAAAAUGUUAAACCAAUUUGGAUUGAAAAUCAAUUAUCAUUAGAUCGAAAUAUUGAAGAAUUUAAAUUUAAAAUUAAUGAAAUUUGGUUUAAUUGGAUGAUUUAUAAUUCUGAAUUAUCAAAUAUUAUUCAAAAUUCAAAAAUAAUUGAUAAUAUUGAAAAUGAAUUUGAUAAAAAAAAUUCAUAA